Culex quinquefasciatus (southern house mosquito) is the source of this 552-nucleotide messenger RNA. RefSeq names its product keratin, type II cytoskeletal 2 epidermal-like. Bases 97 to 456 code for a protein of 119 amino acids. The record is from RefSeq and is a predicted model, not a curated record. NCBI's taxonomy places the organism in Eukaryota, Metazoa, Arthropoda, Insecta, Diptera, Culicidae. The transcript has a single exon.
UAUAAAAGAUUGGCCACUCGAGAACUGGAGCAUCAUAACCGGUGUAACACUGUUCAAGUUCAAGAGUAGCGAUCCUCGUCAGUUUCAAGCCUCAAAAUGAAGUCAUUCCUGUGUAUUGCCUUGGUUGCGGCCAUCGUGGCUGCCGUGAGUUGCGCUCCGCAGUUCGGAUUCGGUGCCUCGGGGUCGGCUGCUAACGCCGGAGCUCAGUCGUUCAACCAGGGAGGCUUCGGAGGAUUUGGACCCCACGGUGGUGGUGGCUUCUCGGGAUCGGCCGCAAACGCAGGCUCGCAAUCCUUCACCCAGGGCGGAUUUGGUCCCCAUGGCGGUUUCAGCGGUUCGGCAGCUAACGCAGGUGCCCAGAGCUUCUCGGGCGGUGCCGGAGGUUUCCCAGGCUUUGGUGGAUUCAGUGGGUCGGCGGCGAACGCAGGUGCGCAGUCACAGACGUUUAGCGGUUAAAUUGUGAUUCCUCUUUUUGAGUCGACCUGCUCGAUAGGUCAAUGUGAUAGCCGAAAGUUAACGUUCCCGAAUAACUUGAAUAACUUUUCAAACGUA